UCUCUCUCUUGAAACCCUCGGUCUCUGUCUCACCAUACAACCCAUCGAUUGCUUCUCUCCUGCGGCAAACCCUUCUUUGCUUUGUGUGUCCCGCCGAGCAGUGUUGCGAGUCCACUAGACGCGUCGCUGAAUGGUGCAACAGAAGAGACAACAGUUAAACAACUUUUUGGGGAGAACUGUGAUGCCUUUGAACCGCACUGUUUCAACAAGGAACUUGCACAAGAGUGAUCUGGGAGGAGUGAUCUUCGGCUGUAAACACAAAACGAUGGAGGAGUGCCUGUCAAAGAAGAUAUUUGGUUUACCCUCAACACACUUCGUCUAUGUCAGAAAUAUUGAAGAAGGUCUACCCCUGUUUCUGUUUAAUUAUAGUGACAGGAAGUUACAUGGCAUCUUUGAGGCCGCAAGUCAUGGUCAGUUGAACACCAACUCAUAUGCAUGGACUGACGGUAGCACUAAAAGGACUCCAUAUCCUGCACAGGUUUCAAUUCGUAUCAAGACAAAUUGCGCACCACUUACUGAGAAUCAGUUCAAAAAGAUAAUAGAAGAUAAUUACUAUAAUCCACAACACUUCUGGUUUGAGCUUGACCAUGCACAGACAAGUGCUUUAAUUGCACAUUUUGUACCUUUACCUUCACAUACCAACACCAGAGCAGAUCAUCUUGCUUUACCAGCACCAACAACCACCUUUUCAAAGGCAACUAGCAGCAGUAGAUGCACAUAUGCUGAGGCAUGUGUACCAAAAAAAGAUUUUUAUAUGCCUGUUAAUUUGGUUGAUAAGAACAACUUUCUGUCACUUUCUUGUGGUGAUGAAGAUAACAACCAUGGUGUUUCAAGUAAAACAUCAUGUAGUGCCAUUGAAGAUAUGGAAAAUGUGGAGACAGUGUCAGAUUGGGAAGAAUGGGCAGUGGAAAAUAUGCAAGUAAUGAAUGUAAAUGCAAGCAUUUGUAUGGAUUCAGAGCACAAGUUGCAGCAACAUGAGGUUGGCAAUGAGGCAUCUGAACCCCAGGUUGAAACAGUUUUACUUAAGCUUAGAAGGAUGGCUGCUGAUUCUCAGUGCUCAACUCAGUCUGCCAAUGAUUGCAGAGACAAUAUUAUCUCUGGUGAAAUGGAAGAGUAUGCUGAACAGGUUUUAGGGAGGUACACUGCUUCUGCCGAGAAGGAAGAUGAUGAGACUAUCCCCAAGCCAUUUCAUGAAAAUAAUGAGUUGACACAAGUCGUCUGUGAGUUGAAAGCAUGGGCAGAAAAUUUAGAGAAGAAGCAGGUUGAAUCAGACAGAGAAAUGCAGCGAUUAAGGGAUCUGGUUGUGGACUCUCGAAGAAGAAUGCGACAAUUGAACAAUCGUGUCAAGGAGCUAGAAUCAAAGAUAGGUCCUCCUGAAGGUCUUGAUGAUUCAAUGAACAAAUUUGUUGAGGAAUGUUUGGGUUCAGAGGAUGUGAUUUAUAUCAUUGGAGGUUUCAAUGGCUUCUCCUGUCUGUCAGCAUUAGACUCUUUUUCACCAUCAUUGGAUUCAUUAACUUCUCUCAAGUGUAUGAACUAUGCUCGUUCUUAUGCAUCUGCUGUUGCAUUAGAUAGCAACAUCUAUGUUUUCGGUGGUGGUGAUGGCACUUCUUGGUAUGACACAGUUGAGUGCUACAAUCCAAGGAAUGAUGAAUGGGUCUUAUGUCCCCCUUUAAUUCAUAAGAAAGGAAGUCUAGCUAAUUCUACGUUGAACGGCAAGAUAUAUGCCAUUGGUGGAGGAAAUGGAGUUCAGUGUUUCUCCAAUGUUGAGAUGUUUGAUCCAGCACUGGGAAGGUGGAUCAACAGCCAAUCAAUGCUUAUGAAGCGGUUUGCUCCUGCGGCAAAAGAACUCCAAGGUGUCAUUUAUGCCUGUGGUGGCUACAGUGGACAUGAAUACUUGAAGUCAGCUGAAAGAUUUGAUCCCCGGGAGGGCUACUGGACCAAGAUCGCAGACAUGAACCGGAGAAGAGGUUGUCAUUCGGUGGCAGCACUGAAGGGGAAGCUAUAUGCGAUUGGGGGUUACGAUGGGGAAGAGAUGGUUUCGAGCGUCGAAGCUUACGAGCCUCGCAUGUCCUCCUGGGCGAUGGUCGAGCCGAUGAAGGCUGUCAGGGGUUAUGCUGCGACGACUGUUCUUGGAGGUUCUAUAUAUGUGAUUGGUGGUGUCAAGGAUGGAAAGGUCAUCUUGGACACGGUGGAAUCCUACAGAGAGGAAAGCGGGUGGUGUGAGACGGGGCUGAAGGCGGUGGGGAGACGGUCCUUUUGCUCGGCCAUCGUGAUUUGAGCCUCAUCUCAUCGUCCAUGGUGUUCUCCUCUCCUUCCGGCUUUGUACAGGUCACCCCUCUGCGAACUAGAUAACAUGGAUCCUUCUACAGCUGACUUACUAUAGUGUCAUUAGAAGAUACAAUAGUUUUAGAACACAGAGCGAAGAAACAGCAGCAAAGGGCAUGCAGAAACAAAUUGGCAUAAGAAAGCAUCUCCUAAAUCUGCAGUACUCCUCUAAUCUGCAGAACAUUCCAGAAGACUUUGUAAACCCUUUUUCCAUAGAAUA
This is a messenger RNA of Musa acuminata subsp. malaccensis (wild Malaysian banana), 2545 nucleotides long. RefSeq lists its product as uncharacterized. Gene Ontology annotation, molecular function: protein binding. NCBI's taxonomy places the organism in Eukaryota, Viridiplantae, Streptophyta, Magnoliopsida, Zingiberales, Musaceae. The record is from RefSeq and is a predicted model, not a curated record. Gene Ontology annotation, biological process: response to endoplasmic reticulum stress.